Messenger RNA from Arabidopsis lyrata subsp. lyrata, 1722 nucleotides. Its product is annotated as putative F-box protein At5g38390. NCBI's taxonomy places the organism in Eukaryota, Viridiplantae, Streptophyta, Magnoliopsida, Brassicales, Brassicaceae. The record is from RefSeq and is a predicted model, not a curated record. Gene Ontology annotation, molecular function: protein binding.
UGUGAUUCCUUGUACAGGAAGUGGACUGCACAGUGAAGUCUUUAAGGAGUCUUUGGUAAAGAGAAUGAUUUUAUAGACCUCAAAGUCUCUGAGAAAAUGGAUCUCUUAAGCAAUCUACCAGACGAGCUUCUUUGCCAUAUUUUGUCCUUCCUUACCACAAAGGAGGCUGCUGUAACAUCGGUUCUCUCCAAGAGGUGGCGCAAUUUGAUUGCGUUCGUCCCUAAUCUUGAUAUUUAUGACUGUGAGUUUCUGCAUCCGGAGGUACGUAAAGAGGAAAGGGACGAUAUUCGACAGCUCUUCGUGGAUUUUGUCGAUAGAGUAUUACAGGGAAAUUCUCACAUAAAGAAAUUCUCCCUCUUUUGUGCUGGCGGUUUUUAUUUAGAUCGAGUGGAUUGUUGGAUACAGAAUGUGUUGGUGCGUGGUGUUUCGGAGAUUAAUCUAACAAUCCUUUUGGAUCCAUUAGGAGGAGAUAACUAUCAUCUGUGUCCAAAAGUUUUCGAGAACAAGAAACUAGUUAAGCUGGAAUUAACUCAUGGAUUUGAUAUUCGUUGCUUCGAUAGGAGCAUUUUCUUACCGAUGCUUAAAACUCUCGUUCUUGAUUCAGUUUUGUUAUCUGUUGAUAAGUUUGAGAUUCUUCUUCAUGCUUUGCCUGCGCUUGAGGAAUUAGUCCUGCAUAGUAUACACUGGAAAGAAUUGGAUGUGAUGACUGUGUCUAUAUCUCUAUCAAGUGCAAGCCUCAAGACCCUAACAAUAAAGUUCAUCGAAUGUUUCGAUACUUUUUCAUUGGAUACACCUAGUCUUGUUUACUUCUCUUACUCUGAUUUUGUCGUGGGAGAUUAUUCUGUAGCUAAAAUGGAAAACUUGUUUGAGGCUAGAAUCAGCCUUUGUGUAAUUGAUGAAGAUAUCAGCCUAGCAAGAGUGCCAUACAAUGAUUUGUUAGAGGAUGAUGAGUACAAUGUUGUUCUCCGAUUUGCAAAUGUGGGGAAGCUUAUGAAUGGCAUUCGAAAUGUUCGGUAUCUAGUUCUGUCUCCUGAUACUCUUGAGGUGCUUUCUCUAUGCUGUCAAUCGAUGCCAGUGUUCAAAAACCUCAAAUUGUUAGCGAUAAAGAGUGAAGAGAGCCGAGGAUGGCAAGCAAUGCCAGUUCUUCUAAGGAAUUCUCCGCAUCUAGAAACUCUAGUUCUUGAGGGUCUCUUUCACUAUGUCACAGAUAAAUGCGGGGAUGCUUGUGACUGCGUUUCUCGAGAGGGCAAAGGUCGUUCACUCACAUCUUGCCCAAUAAAAGUGUUAGAGAUUAAAGGGUUUCAAGGAACAAUGAAAGAGAUGAACAUAAUAAAGCAUUUCUUAGACUAUUUUCCAUGUUUGAAAGAGAUAAAGAUCUAUAUGGAAGAGAAUGAUACUACACAGCUCAGAGUCCCUGAAGUGUCUGAAUUUAUCACGGGGGAGAUGAUGGAACACUACAAAAAAUCAUCCAGUUGCAAUGUCCAGCUCCUAGUGGGUAGUUACUUGUAUAAGAAGUGGACUGCACAAUGAAGUCUCUAAAGAACAAAAGCUGCUCAUAGUUAUGCCAAAGUCUACUUGAAACUGUUUCAAACUAAACCAAUCGGGAUACUGUAGUCUCUAAAGAACAAAAGCUGCUCAUAUUUAUGGCAAAAAAUUCAUUAAUUUGCCAAACAUGUACAAAUAUAGAGUUGAAUUUAUCUCAUUGUCACUUUUAUGCUUUUA